Mus musculus (house mouse) is the source of this 6930-nucleotide messenger RNA. RefSeq names its product beta-1,3-glucuronyltransferase 1 (gene B3gat1). The record is from RefSeq and is a predicted model, not a curated record. The transcript is spliced from 7 exons. Gene Ontology annotation, molecular function: galactosylgalactosylxylosylprotein 3-beta-glucuronosyltransferase activity. The coding region runs from base 3889 to 4722 and encodes 277 amino acids. Gene Ontology annotation, biological process: cellular response to hypoxia. Gene Ontology annotation, cellular component: membrane; Golgi membrane; endoplasmic reticulum membrane. NCBI's taxonomy places the organism in Eukaryota, Metazoa, Chordata, Mammalia, Rodentia, Muridae.
AGGGCAGCAGCCUUGGGUCGCUGGGGCCAGGGUAUAGGACUGCCACCCGCUAUGGACUGCGCCAGGGACGAUAUGGACUCGCUGCCGCAGGUAUCAACUUCUGAAGGCUCCUGACCUUGCCCUGGACUACUGCCCCUUCGCAGACUCCCAUCAGGCUGGACUCUGCCAACUUGCUUCCGCAAUGGGUAAUGAGGAGCUGUGGGUGCAGCCAGCCUUGGAGAUGCCGAAGAGACGGGACAUCCUUGCGAUUGUCCUCAUCGUGCUUCCCUGGACACUGCUCAUCACCGUCUGGCACCAGAGCAGCCUCGCACCUCUGCUUGCUGUGCACAAGGUACCUGGGAUUUAUUAUAAUCAAGUAUGAAUCUCAGUUUCCAGGGGGAGUGGGUAUGCCAGGAUAUAUGAGACAACGUGGGGGGACACUGGGACUUUUGUUGAGGAGGCAGAGGGAGUGGAGCAAGCUAGGACAAAGCCUAUAAUGUGGUCAUUUCAGAUAGACAAAGGCCACAGAAGCUGCUACACUGGCUCAGAAGCAGAUGUUUUGCUUUGCUCCAAUGUUCCUUUCUUAAGACAGCUAUAUUACUAUAUUGGUCUCAUUGGCCUAGUACUCACUCUGUAGCCCAGACUAGCUCCAAACUUACGGCAAUCCUCAUGCCUCCGCCUCUUCAGUGCUGAGAUGGCCAGCAUGCACUGGCUUCAAAAGUGGAUGAUUUCUGUGUGCUUUUGGAUAUUAGCAUGGAUUUGCCUGUCCUGUAUUUGGGUCUUGGGUGACUUUAGGCCAGAGGAAGACUGGCUGUGGGUGGUCUGAUGGAGAUGCAGGAACUGGUCAGUUGUUUACUAUCUCUAUAAAAGAGGUGCCGCUCCGAAGGGCGGUCCUUUCUGAAGUCCAGAAGGCUCUGAAUUGUCAAAGCAGUGUCAAAUUUUAAACGUUAAAACAAAGCAGAUUAGUGUGCACACAAACAUGCACACCCAGUUGCUUAGUGCCAUGCAGAGAGGUGGCAGGGAAGGUGCAAGUCCUGGCCUAUAUUGAGGUUUGAGAGAGUGUUUUAGGUUUCAUUUUAAUUUUGAAUUGUGGAGAGACAACCCAAGGCUUACUGCAUGGUAGCUAAGUUAUAAGUACCUGUAGAGCUACAGCCCAGCUUGUAUGGUGCUGCAAACCCUUUCAAGUUUCCUGGUUAGAAGACUAACUGGGUAAAGGCCUGAAGCAAGGUAGAGUCUUCCCAAGAGCAAAUAGAAAAGCUGAGAUUAGAAUAAUGUCAUUCUACUUAUGAGUCUUGAGACAUCUUUUUUUACUCACACCCAGAUCUCCACCCUUAGACCUGCCUUGCCUCCCACAUCUAGCUACCUCUCAUUCAGUCUUACUAAAGCCAUCUUCUGCUCCACCUAGUUGGGACACUAAGACAGGCAGCAGGUUCUCCCACUGCAAUGUGUACCAUCUUUCCUGGGAAGAGGAAAACAGAAGGUGCCCAAGCCCUUCCCAUAACAGAUAGAUGCUCUGUGGUAAGAUGUGGGGAGCCCCUAUAGUCAGAGACCUCAACUGAUUUGGCUACAACAGUGUGCAGGUCACAACCGAUACUCUGCCAUCCACUGUAGAAUACAGUCAGUCCAACAUCCCUGCAGUUCCCCAGUCUCCCUGCUGCAACCCACUGCCCUUGCCAGGCACUCUGGUCCUCAGCAUGAUGUCAUCGCCUGCUUACAGCCCAGUGCCUCUUUUGGGGCCCUGUCAGUUUAGAAUUGCAGUUAUCCUACAAAUACAUCAUUCCAGAGGAGUUAAAACUACCAUAUAUAAAGUGACAUAAUGUCUGUUGUCCUCUUGGCAGACUGAGGGUCAGAGACAUCACACCAAGAGCCUUUGAGGAGUCACAAUUGCAAAAUCCCUGAAGCCAGAGUGAAGGAUGGAGUGCAGAUUUCAGUCAAGCCCUGACACUUGGAGAACUUCUCCAGGACAUGGGCUUCUGCCUGUAUAGAAUGAUCUGGAUAGCAGAAAGCUGUAAAAAAAUGGCCCUAAAUCUCUACCCUCAAAAUAUUAUCAUCUACUAGAUAAAUGAAUUCUUAUAUCCUGGUUAGAAUAUCCUGGGCAUUAUCCCUUUUCUUCAACAUUGUUUCUUUUCAAUUUAACCUCCCAGUUCAAUUAAGACUCCCUGUUGAUGAGCUACAUCUCUGCCAGUCUCCCUGACCCCUCCCACACUCACUCAGCAUUUGGUCUGCAGCCUGGGUAUCAGACACCACAUCCCUUGUGAUAUUAACUUGUAAGCACUCCCUAGGAGACAAAAGUGGAUUACUUGGGCUCAUUUGCAUUGGACUCUACACUUUGCAAAAUGACCUGUUGUUAAUGGUGAGGAAAAAUGGUAGGAAAGAACAGGGGGGUCAUGGCUCAGCAUCCUCUCAGUGUCCAUGUUCAAGCCCUUUCUUGUGGCUUGCUCCUACCAUCCUCACCAUAAAUACAUAGAGCCACAAGGAAGCAGGUCAGCUAGUGUCCUAUACGGGAGUUGAUAGUGACUAUGCCUAGUAGUGAUCCAAGCCCUGAUAUGUGUUGUUAGCUAUACAAUAACGCCAUCGAACAUAUGUUAUUAGCAUUAGUUAAUAUUAUUAGCUCCAUUCUGUUGCCACUGAAAUCAAGGCACCAGAAACUAAGAAACUUAUUCUAAACCUCACAGUUUGUCACAGCAUCAACAGGAUCCGAGCCUAAGUUUCCAAGUCUGCCCUCUAGCCAUGAACACUCCUACUGAGAUAGGUGUGAGCAGUGAAUGCUACACUGUAUUUGACUCAUGAGUCCUUCAAAUCCAAAGGCAUCACUUGGAGAGCCAGGACUUGAAGUCAGGAGCACCAACAGCCUUGAUUGUUCCUUCUAGCAGGCCUGCCAAGUUCCCCACCCAGGAAGAUCUUCCAGAUGUAAGAAGUCUUCAGAGCUGCCCAAUUUGGAACAGGUCACUUUUUAAAAAUUAAGAAAGUAAUGGCUGCUCCCAUGUCUGUGUCCAUGUGUCCAGAGGGACAGGCUUCAGCAGUAUCAUUGUCCCUCCUGGUAUCCUUGGGGUGUAGAUGUGAAGCAAUUAGUGGACACCAGGACAAGAGAGCUGUCCGUAGGUCCAGAGAGACAAAGGCACGUGUCUAGAAAGGAUGAAUUGGGAGAUAGACAUCACACUAAUGGAAAAACUAAGCAAGUGUCUCCAACAAGGAAGAACAUCUAAACUCAAAUGGCAUUCGAUCCAAAACUGUAUUGUCAGCUAGAGUAAAGUCCACUGGAACCAAAUGCAGUGGUUAAAUGCUAUGGUGUGUACCCAAAUCCAAAGAGCUGCUACAUAAGCCAGGAGAGAGGGGCCUCACUUGACUAGAGGGUUUGUUUGAAACCUUACAUUCCCUUUGAGAUCCAAACUGCUGUAGCCACCCACCCUCACCACUUUCUGGCUUGUGGAAUCCAUACCAUUGAACCUAGCUGUUCAUCUCUGCUAUGUGGUCAGUUUUGCCAUAUGAGGUGAGAGUCACGGCAUUUUUUUAUUUAGAACCUAAUGCAUUGAGGAACUGGAGAUAGAUGACUGGAAGGUGACCAGUUGCAUUCAAAUAGCCACACCCAUGUGAAGUGUAAUGAAAGGGUCAUCUCUGGGUCAUCCCAGGAAUCUAAACUAAGAAAAUUCUCAUGAGAGUUCCAGUUCUAUAGGUUGGAACCUCAGGUCUAAAGAUGGAAGUGAGAAGGCAGGCCCUGAUGUUGGUUCUUCAGAGGGGCAGAGAACAGGGACUGUCUUGGAAGGGGGGUGACUUUGAAAGCCCUAUAUCAGAGCCAGGCCAGCGCCCUCGUCCCCCUCCCUCCCCGCACCGCCUUCUCCCACCUCUGCAGAUGAGGGAAGUGACCCCCGCCAUGAGGCACCACCUGGUGCGGACCCUAGGGAGUACUGCAUGUCCGACCGUGACAUCGUGGAAGUGGUGCGCACAGAGUACGUGUACACGAGGCCGCCACCCUGGUCCGACACGCUGCCCACCAUCCAUGUGGUGACGCCCACCUACAGUAGACCGGUGCAGAAGGCAGAGCUGACGCGAAUGGCCAACACACUACUGCAUGUGCCCAACCUUCACUGGCUAGUGGUGGAGGAUGCUCCACGCAGGACGCCCCUCACCGCGCGCUUGCUGCGCGACACUGGCCUCAACUACACACACCUGCACGUAGAGACACCACGCAACUAUAAGCUGCGAGGUGAUGCCCGAGACCCUCGCAUCCCACGUGGCACCAUGCAGCGCAACCUGGCACUGCGCUGGCUGCGGGAGACCUUCCCACGGAACUCUACUCAGCCAGGCGUAGUGUACUUCGCGGAUGAUGACAACACGUACAGUCUGGAGCUCUUUGAAGAGAUGCGCAGCACAAGAAGGGUGUCCGUGUGGCCUGUGGCCUUUGUUGGUGGCCUUCGGUAUGAGGCCCCACGGGUGAAUGGGGCAGGGAAAGUGGUUGGCUGGAAGACAGUCUUCGACCCCCACCGGCCCUUUGCAAUAGACAUGGCUGGAUUUGCUGUCAACCUCCGGCUCAUCUUGCAGCGAAGUCAAGCCUACUUUAAGCUACGUGGUGUGAAGGGAGGCUACCAGGAAAGCAGUCUCCUUCGAGAACUUGUCACCCUCAAUGACCUGGAGCCCAAGGCAGCAAACUGUACCAAGAUCUUGGUCUGGCAUACACGAACAGAGAAGCCAGUGCUGGUCAAUGAGGGGAAGAAGGGCUUCACCGACCCCUCAGUGGAGAUCUGAAACUAAAGAUGCAGGAACCUCCUUCUCAGACCCUGAUCUUGGCCUGCCAUCCUCUCCCAUGGCUGAUAGUCACUCUGAGGCAGACUCCAGAGGAACAACUCUUAUGUAUUCCGAGGGCUUCCAAGAGAGCCCAGCUUGAUGUCAGGAUAAAAGACAGAGAAUUUAAGCACAGAAUCCCAGACCUGUGGUCCUCUACAGCAACAUGGCCAGGGGCUUAAAAGACCAGAGAGCUGGGGAUUCCGGUUGCCAGCCAAGCCUGUGCUCGGCACAUCUCCUUGGAAGCUUCCUACAUUGAUGGGGCUGUGUGAGCAGGGGACCCUGCCUUGGAGUGAUACUGGGGUGAGGGAGGUCAGAAAACCCUACUGUGGAGUGCAGCAUGGCUCUCCAUGGCUCCCUGCUCUUGGGCCUAGCAUGACUAUACAGCAUGUGCCCAGCCAGGACAUUCUGAAGACCAGAGAGCAGCCUGGGGCAUGAAGAUGCCCCAACACUCCUCUUUCACACCUGCUCUUCCUCAGAGCUGCUCCCAAAUCAGAAAUACCUCUGGCUCUCCUCUGGUUCAUGUUUACAGGACAUAAGGCUGUCUUGGAUCCCACCUGGCACCCUACCCUGCAUUGGGGGAGCCUGGGCCUUCCUACAGCUCCCCCUGUACCUCAGGCUGUAGGAGAACAAAGCCCUUUCCCAUGUCCCUCAAGCCUCCUGCGCCAGAAUCGGCAAGGUGGUGGGCUUAGAGCCAGCACAGGUCAUAGAUCGACCUGGAUUAAGAACCAAGUCACCCCAGUGUCCCCACUGCCUCUCCAGUACCCCUGGGCUGCAAUGCCCCUUGCUGGGUUUGGACUGAGGAGACAAUUGCCCUCUUCCUGAAACCCCUAAGAAUCACAGAUCUCGGGGCGCAGAUAACAAUAAUAAAGAGGCAGAGCUCUUCCUGAAAAAAUGUGAGACCCAGCAAUCCCAGUCCUUUCCUGAGCCGAUUCUGUGAGGGCUGCAUUAGAAUGGGCUCAAGGUCAAGAGCAGGAAAUGUCUACACACUGAGAGGAAGGGCGACCUGAGCACAUACUGCUUUAGAAAUCACUCUGUCUCACACAAAAUGGGAAAGCUUGCAAAGCCAACCCGCCUCGUGCCCACUGCCCCUUCUCCACCCCGGACAGAACAGUAUGCUCACGCUGUUGCACCUACCCAGCCGCCCAAAAGAACCAUCUGCCUGGGUGUUCAGCAUCUGAGAGGCCCCUGGUCCUGGCUACAUGGGGCCCUCUGGUGGUAAUCUCACUCCAGCUCCUACAAGUUGGAAGCACAAUUUUCCUCCCAAGUGGGGGAAAGGAAAGGGCGCAAGCCCACUGAAGAGGCGUUUAUUUUUUAACUGCUAACAGCUCCCCCCACCCCGCACCUUCCCCCAGUUCCCCCUCCCCCCGCGCUCCAUUAAAACUCAUAGGACAGGCCCGGGAGUCAUUCCGAAUCCACUCUCGGGUGGAUGAGACUCAGUCCACACAUCUAACUUUCAGAGAAUAGCAUCAGCUGCCUAUGUUGAAAUGAAUUUAACUUCUCACAGUCUUCAGGACACCACCUGAUGGGAUCAGACCCCACAGCCCCCUGUAGGACAUCUCCCCCUAGCCAUUUAUACUUUGGAUAUUGUUUUGGAAAUUUACUCCUUGGCAUCAAAUGAGAGGCACCGGGAAUUUAUCCGAUGGGUGAAUUUAUGUCUGGGCACCCUACUGCUCAUUCAUAGAAACUGUCAGUGAAUGCCAAGGUCAAACGGGCUGCUAAGGCUGCCUUCUUAGCCAAACUCAGUGCUCUUUUUAGGAAACUGAAAAAAAACAAAACAAAACAAAACAAAAAUGGGGAUUUUUACUUUUCACGUUUUGGCAGAUGCUACUUCAGUUGUUUUCAUGUAAUGUCCUCCCUUCACUGCAUGUGUAUUUAUUUAAAAUUAUAACCCUGGUGGACUGCGGCCUUCAUCUCUGUUGGGAAUGAGUUUGUUGCAAAUCAGAACUGGGUCCAUGAUGACAACUUUCCCUCCAAACCCAGGCUGCAACCCCGCUCCCUCGAUGGAAAGCCCCACCACAGAAGAGUUAAGCCAGGGGUUCAGGAGCACCAUGGGCAAAGGCUGGUGUGAGGGUGGGGCCCAAGCUGCUGCGCCAUCUGGUCUGUUUUUAUUUAACUGUAUUUAAUUUGUUUUCAAAAUUAAAAGUCAAAUAUGGUUUUUAACAGUUGUAA